CGUUACUCCUCUUUUUUUUUUUCUCUUUGUUCUUCUACGGGACUUUUCGUGUCGCGCUUCAGCCUUUGGUUCCCAUUUCAAGUUUUCGCGCUAAAGUCCAUCUUCCAUUCUUCUCUGAAAUUCAACGCUUCUCUCGUUCCUUCUUCAAAUUCUCGAGCAAUUUCUGUUAGUUGUUUUCAUUGGACCCUUGGACAUUUAUGGUUAAUAUCCGACAACUGAAAUGAGAUGCAAUGCAUGCUGGCGAGAAUUAGAAGGGCGAGCGAUUUCCACAACCUGUGGUCACCUAUUAUGCACAGAUGAUGCGAAUAAGAUAUUAAGCAAUGAUGGAGCAUGUCCUAUAUGUGAUCAAGUCCUUUCUAAGAGUCUCAUGAAACCUGUGGAUGUCAAUCCCAAUGAUGAAUGGGUCAAUAUGGCCAUGGCAGGAGUAUCUCCACAGAUAUUAAUGAAAAGUGCAUAUAGAAGUGUGAUGUUCUACAUUGGGCAAAAAGAACUGGAGAUGCAGUUUAAGAUGAACAAGAUCGUUGCUCAAUGCCGGCAGAAAUGUGAGAUGAUGCAAGAGAAGUUUACAGAAAAACUAGAGCAGGUCCACACUGCUUACCAAAAGAUGGCUAAGAAGUGUCAGAUUAUGCAACAGGAAAUUGAGAGCUUAACCAAGGACAAUCAAGAACUUCAGGAAAAAUUUGCUGAAAAAUCCAGGCAGAAGAGAAAAUUGGAUGAAAUGUAUGACCAGCUGAGGAAUGAGUUUGACUCAGUGAAGCGAUCUGCCAUACAGCCUGCAAACAACUAUUAUUCCAGAAAUGAGCACGACUUGUUCUCUAACCCGCCAAACAUGAUUGAUGACAGAGAAAUUGGCAGAAAAGGUGGGCCGGUAUUCACUCCUGCCACUCCAGGACCAAGAGAUGAUGUCUGGCCAGCAAGGCAGAAUAGCAAUAACUCCGGUCCCUUUGAUCUCUCCGUUGUCUCACCGGCAAAACAAACGGCCAUCGCAGGGGACGCUGGUAACAGAAGGGCUGGUGCUCAUCCUUUUGGACCAGGUGCUACUAAUAAUCCAUCCAUGACUUUGAGGAACAUGAUACUAUCUCCAAUAAAGAGGCCUCAACUCUCACGUAACCGCCCUCAGUUAUUCACAUUGUAGGCUCAAAGGAGGCCAACCUUCUGUAAUACCAGAAAAACGAAUCUGGUGUUGGCACAAAUCAAUUUGUGGUCUGCAUAACGUGCUAUGAUAUUUUAAACUUCUCUCUCUAGUUCUGACCUUCAAACUCUUAUAGAUGUAGAGCUGCUAACAUGAACACUUUAUAUAUCAUGUAAGUUCCCUAGUUUCAAUCUGUAGAUGCAUAUUUUCCCAGCGUAUUAUGGUGUGAUUGGAGGACACUCAAAAGUGAAUACCCUUAAAACUAAGUAUGAAUCCGAAUGAAAGAGGGAGCCUUCUUUUUUGCCUUA
Molecule: messenger RNA, 1440 nt
Organism: Vigna angularis (adzuki bean)
Lineage: Eukaryota; Viridiplantae; Streptophyta; Magnoliopsida; Fabales; Fabaceae
Product: E3 ubiquitin-protein ligase CCNB1IP1 homolog
Exons: 10
Coding region: 221-1135 (304 amino acids)
Biological process (GO): chiasma assembly
Source: RefSeq, a predicted model, not a curated record